Molecule: messenger RNA, 1059 nt
Organism: Cladophialophora yegresii CBS 114405
Lineage: Eukaryota; Fungi; Ascomycota; Eurotiomycetes; Chaetothyriales; Herpotrichiellaceae
Exons: 1
Coding region: 1-1059 (352 amino acids)
Source: RefSeq, a predicted model, not a curated record
AUGACUUCCAACACCGGCGUCUCUGCAAACGACUCUUCUUAUUUCGCCCGUCCCAGCAAGAUUGUAAAACCGAACAGUCGGAACAGCAGCCCGCGGAACUUGGGCAGAAGGAAAACUACGACGGCCGCAUGCUCGUCCUCCCGAACAAGAUCUGUUGUCGACCAUCUUCGCUCAAACUCUCAAUGGCAGAACUCGACCCCGGCACGAUCCCGGCCGGUUAGUUGGCAUCCAGACUAUUUCCAGGCACCCAACUUCAAUCUCAGUCCCACCGUGAAUGGAGGACACUCGUCGUGUUGGGGGUUUUCAACGGCCCAGGUCAACGGUCUUAUCACACCGGUCGCCUACACGCCGAUGAACGAGCCUCAGAUCCAGGAAUUCUUCGCACCCCUGGACGAUCUUCCAGGCUUAGAUCCGAGGUUGGCCUACGACGGCCGGGAGUAUUGCCAACAGGUAUGGCCAGGCCAAAGCGAGCCUGAACCGUACUCUCUUCCUCUCCAUGCCCAGCCGUCUCCAACGCAGUCAUCAUGGCAAUCCAACCAUAUGUCGAUGGACCCAAAUGUCCGAACAGCGCCCUCCUCUCCGGAUUGCCCGCCAGUACAGAACAUUGGGCUUGACACCCUAUCGCUCGGCAACGUCGACACGAAGUCGAAGGAUAGCUCGGAGGAAUUGGUUGCCAUGGGCCUGUAUGACUCUCCCGCCGAGGUCCAGUCAUCGUCCCUCUUGUUUGGCGGACUUUCCGGCUCAGGGAGCAAGGCGCUGAAACUCGCGGAGUCCUUUGAGCCGACCGAGCAGGAAUGCGACGCGGAGGAAGAAGAAGUAGAAGGCGGUCAAACCGACGACGACGACGACGACCAGCUGCCGGAAGAAGCUGACGAGAAGUGGCAUACACCUGCUGCCACCGACUACGACUCACACUCCAUUGCGAGCCAUAUGACGUAUGGCAUGCAGCCACGACCGGAGCCUCUGGCCACCCAGUAUUUGGCGACCCUGAGGCAGAUGAACAGCGCCUACUACCCACCAGAAUAUACCCAUCAAGACCCUGGUUAUGGAUGGAUCUGA